CUCUUCCUGUUUGCGUCAAAUUAGAAACCGACACCAGUGAGAGAAUAACAUUCGAACAAAAACUUUCAUUAUUUUAAAUUAAAAUGAGUGAACAAGAAGAAGUAGUUUUGAGAUACAUAAUCAACAUUUUAAACGCGAAUCUUCUAGAACCAGUGACGAUACUCAUCAAAGAGUUGAAAGCUAAAGAACUAGUUGCGAAGCUGCUACCUGAGCUGAUCUUCAAUAAGUGUUUGUCUGAUGAUGAUUUCAUGAUAUUUGAAAUCGGUAUCAAAUUGUGUCAGAACUUGAUUGUUGCAGUGCCGGAUCUUCGCGCAACCUUUGAAAAGUUCUGUGAAGAAUUAUUUCCUAUGUUUUGCAUUAGGCUUGAACACAGUGUAGGUGGUGAAUUUACAAGACACAAAGAAAAGUUCAUUAAACUCAUUGGUCAGCUUUAUGCGUACAACAUUUGUUCUAAUAGGAGGUAUAUCAGCGAAGUUGCCAUUUUUUUUAUGAAUCAAGGCGAUGAGGUUCACAUCGAAUAUCUACGAAGCUUAUGUUUACAACUAGCUCGUUGCCAGAAAGCAGAUACAUUACAUCAUAAGGUUCAGAAACGUAUGGACAAGAUGAAAAAUGAUAGUACUCUUGACACAAGAAUUAGAAACCUAAUUGAUGAAGCUCUCGUUGCUAUUCAGAAUAAACCCGUUGCAACACAAAAUAAAUCCAAGAAAUCAACAUAA
Molecule: messenger RNA, 716 nt
Organism: Psylliodes chrysocephalus
Lineage: Eukaryota; Metazoa; Arthropoda; Insecta; Coleoptera; Chrysomelidae
Source: the annotation of a GenBank genome assembly